This is a messenger RNA of Kuraishia capsulata CBS 1993, 1068 nucleotides long. RefSeq lists its product as uncharacterized. Bases 1 to 1068 code for a protein of 355 amino acids. NCBI's taxonomy places the organism in Eukaryota, Fungi, Ascomycota, Pichiomycetes, Pichiales, Pichiaceae. The transcript has a single exon. The record is from RefSeq and is a predicted model, not a curated record.
AUGAGAGUUUUGCUAGAAUUCAGAUCUGGUCUGAUGACUGGAAGGCUUCUUGCCCCAAGAACAGGCUCAAUCACGUUGCUUGCACUGAGACGCCUCAGUCAGACUUCCCGCCGCUUAGCGCAGCCCUACGACGAUAAACCCAGUCUAGACAAGAUCAUGAAGAAGUAUGAGGCUCAAUUUGAGAUUGCCAAAAGUGUGCAUGAGCGUCGCAAACUGAGUUCUCAACUGGACAAAGAAAUUGCCGAUAUUCGCGAUGCUUCCAGCACGCCCCCACCAUCUGACGCCUCCAAGACAGAGUCCAAAUACAAGUCUUCAAAGGGCAAAAAGAGAAAGUUCAAGACUCUCAAGGUGGCAAUCUGGGGUUUUCUGAUUGGAGCUGCCUUUUCCAAAUUUGUUCCUGCAUAUACCUUGUACGACAAGUAUGUUCUGGGAACAUUGCCUACAGACCCGAUCUCUACGGAAGAGUACAUUACCGCUCUCGAAAAUCAGCUGCAGAACCUGGAUGUGGUCAAGCAGCUAUAUCAAGACCCCCGGUAUCUUUCUUUUCGUGCGUGGGAAAAUUUGGAGGCCAAUUCAUUAAAGGAGACAAUGGUUAACUCGACGUUGGCAACACCGGGUGGGUUUGCAGUUGAGCCUCUGAUCUUUCUGGAUCCUAUUUCAAAAGAGUCGGUCACGAUUAUGCACGUGGGAAGAAGGUUGUGUGGAUAUCCAAUGCUGGUUCACGGUGGAAUUCUAGCCACAAUAUUGGAUGAGAAUCUGAAACGGUGCAGUUUGACUGAGUUCAAACAGCGGUAUCCCACUGAGACUGCACGGAUGUCCUUCCGAGAUGAAAGAUCAUAUGCAAACAUUCACGCGGAGAAUCUCACCCUUCAGUACCGCUUUCCUACUCUGGCGAACAGGUUCAUAGUGAUCAGGGCUAAGUGCGUUGGCGCCACAGAAGAUUCUGUCGAAGUACAGGGAUUAAUCACUACGACUAAGGGAAGGCCUUUGGUCAAGGGCACAUCUACUCUGACGAUGAACGUGAAAUCCAAGCCGGAAUCGACGCGCAACGGCUGGUUUUGGCAUUGA